GAGGGUGUCGCCCAUCAAGCUGGCGGCCAAGUGGCCGCUGGCGGCCGACAGCAACGCCGUGAGGUACGGAGGCCUCGGGUCGCAGGAGCUCCGCACGGGCGCGUCGCCCACGCAGCAGCGGCAGAUGGGGGAGCGGCUGCCACGGGCGGUCGGCACCUUCAAGGAGAAGACCCUGCUGGUGGCCCCGCCGCUGCUGCUGCAGUCCCGGCGCAAGGCGCGUCCGUGCGGGUGGGAGUUCGCCGACGAGGUGCUGGACAGUUUCGUGCGCGUGGGCCGCGAGCUGCGGUGCGACGGAGUGUACACCUGCCCCUCCUUCUCCAGCAGCUCCAUCUAUCAGUGCCCGGGCGACCUAGAGGACGGCGUUUUCUUCGGGAUCGAGCCCCGCCAGUUCGAAGGCCAGGGCUGGUAUGUUGAGGUCCUUCAGACCAUCACGGACAUCCCCGUUCUCGUACGCGAUGUGUCCGGCGAUGGGCAGCGAACGUUGGUAGAAAGCAGCAGUUUCUUAGAUACCUUGACAGAGAAGUUGGAGAUUCGCGCCGUCUUCUUCGCGCCAGUAUCUGGCAUCACGACCUCUCUCACCGUGAGCUUCAGCAUGAAGCCGGACGGGUUGUCGAAUUCGUACACUAUCCGCCACUUCGUGGCUCUGAUCGGGGACGAGCUGACGAACUUCCAGGUGUUAAUCGCGGUCUCCCUCAUCUUUCAGGCCGCUCUAAUCAUUCAGAUGAUAGGCGAGGGACGGAUACUCUGGGGUCAGUGGAAGAAAGAAAAGAUUGUGGACCGGCGGGCGUACGUCGGCCUGCUGAUCCACAGUUGCGUGGCAGUUCUCAGCGUGGCCUCCUCGACGUUGUCAUUGAUUGCAGCCGGCAACUCUGAAGCCUACACCAAAAUCACAGUGGCUGAGUUCGUGAACCAAGAUUGGGGUUCCAGCGCGCGCUCAGACGAGAAGGUCACCACUUUGGUGGGCUCCCUCGAGGUCCUGCUCAGCCACAUGGACUGGGGGGACUGGAUCGAGGGGCUUGCCAUGAUUCAGGCUCUACUUAUCUUCAUUGGCGUUCUUCUAUCUACCAGUUUGCAUCCCCGCGUGGCAAUGAUCACCUCCACACUCGAGCACGCUUUGUCCGACAUUUUCCACUUCACUGUGAUUUUUCUUUUAGUACUCCUUUCCUUUGCAAUCAUUGGCACCUGGCGAUUCGGGGCGCUGCGUGAAGACAUGUCGACCAUUUUCAGAACAAUGUGUACUCAGAUGGAUGCGAUUCUGGGUCCACCAGGAACGCUCAUGCUGUCCGACCUAUCGUCGGCUGGCACGCUCGAGCACGAGUACUUCGUCUACGUUUUCCUCCUUCACGUAGUGAACUUCUUCUGUCUCGUGAACUUCUUCCUUGCCAUUAUCGUGAACGGUUACACCCGGCAUUCUGUGGGAACCGAGUACACAGACGUGGAGAACGACAUCAUAUCGGAUGCCGUCAUCGGGCUUUUAAGACUGUGGUACGGAAUCCGGUACGGGUGGAGUUCCAACAGAACGAUUGCAUUGGCAGUCUCCGAGCUGCCGAGCACUUUCAUCGCAACCAGUCACUUGACGAGUCCUCGCUUCUGUCACGUCUUCCCGAACACGAAGAGCGCGGAGGCUUUCCAUAAAUUCUACUGUACAUGGGUGAGUAAUCUGACGAGGUUUGAUGAAGGGCAGCUUCCGGAAGAUGACGUCAAGCCUCUUGUGCUCGCCAUGGAGAGCAGACAGAACGUUCGUCUGACCAGGAGCGAAUUAAUGCAGUCCCUGCAGAUGAAAGUUGCGAGAGAGGACAACCAGCUCCGCAUUGAGCGAGGGGGCUCGGUGUCCAGCGGGGUGGUCUCGGAGAUCUGA
This is a messenger RNA of Prorocentrum cordatum, 1858 nucleotides long. The record is from the annotation of a GenBank genome assembly. Lineage: Eukaryota; Dinophyceae; Prorocentrales; Prorocentraceae.